AUGUGCCCAAUGCUUUUGAACGGCCUCGCCGACGGUCCGACCAUGGUCCUCUCUCCUCCCCAGGAACACGCCUUCGUUCAAUACCCGCGCCAGUCCAAGAUGGAUGUCGCAGCGGAUGCUUCUUCCGCCGCGUACUUCGCCAAUGGGUUCCACCCUAGUUCUUCCUUCUCGGGUGGUCUGGCUGGCUCCGGCCCAAUCACAGCCAAGCCCUCUCGCAAACGCUCGCGCGAAGAGGCAGACUUUGAGGAAGCUCGCAAUGGCCCCAGCAUGCCUUCUCUGUCGACGCCGGCCCCUCCCGCGCCCCAGACCGAGGAACCCAUCUACGGCGAAGGCAUGGUCCUUCUGAACCCGCGCACCAAGAUGGCUAUCUCGGCCGAAAGCCAAACGGGGACCUGGUACGAAGAGAACAUGGCCUCCGCGCCCGCGCCGCCGUCCGCUGCGGUCCCGUCUCAGCCCGAGCCCCAGCGCGUGGAAUCCGGCCGUAAAUCGCAGCGGCUCGAUCCGUCCGCCCCCAGCUUAGACGACAUCACCAUCUCCUCGAUUCAGCGCCGACAAGAUGCCGCCAACGACGACAACCGCCGUAUUCUCGACUCCGCCACCCGAUCCAACCCUUUCUCCCCCGGAGAACCUCUCGUCGACGACGCUACCCGCCUCCUCGGAAUCAGCUGGCAACGGAUCGCAAUGGACGAUGCCGACAUGGCGGCUGCUGUGCGCGGCUGGAAGAAGUAUAUCGAUCGCCAAUUCAGCGCCUAUCUCGCGGACUGCCAGAUCCUCAUGAAGAAUCGCGCCCUCAACGCCUACCUGGUCGCGGCCCGACCGGUCACCCCUCUCGGCCUGGCCUCCGGUCCGGCGUUCUACCUCUUCAAUGACGAGCUCACCCAGGCCCAACUCGUGGGCUCCUCGUGGGAAACCAGCGUGCAGAACCUGCGCGCCAACCCCAUCAUGUUCGAAGGCACCCAGGUGCUCAACGCGUCCGAUCGCCCCUCGGAUGCGGCUGCAGCGGUGGCGUCCCCGAACCUCCUCGGGAUGAACCCCGUCGACUCCGGUCUUCCACUUUUACAGACCCUCAGCGCCAAGCCAUCCAUCGACCGAAUUGGCGUGGGCCUGAACGGAGGCGUAGGAAUGGGUAAUGGGAUGGAGAUCGACGCGUAA
This is a messenger RNA of Aspergillus terreus NIH2624, 1152 nucleotides long. RefSeq lists its product as uncharacterized. The record is from RefSeq and is a predicted model, not a curated record. The coding region runs from base 1 to 1152 and encodes 383 amino acids. The transcript has a single exon. Lineage: Eukaryota; Fungi; Ascomycota; Eurotiomycetes; Eurotiales; Aspergillaceae.